CCACAAGGAGGUGCUCAAACCGAGGUCGAAUAAAAUAAGUGUGGAGUUUAGAUCCUCUCACAGAGUGGUGAACGAAUGGAACUCCUUACCUGAUUCAGUAGUAACAGCUCCAUCGGUGAACGCUUUCAAAGAGAAUCCGGUUCUCUGCAGAGAUAUAUAUCACGAGGAUUAACAUAGGCAACAAGAGCCCUCUAUCAUUAUAAUCUGAAUCUUUCCUCCAAGGACACUGUUCAAGGUCGCGACCCAGCCACAUACUUUUAAAAUUCGACGUGAUGUCAGAAGCUACUCCGCAGGACGAUGAUAGAAAGUCUAAGAAAGCAUUACGAAAACUUCAGAGGGAAACAGAAAAACUCAAGAUUCAUGAAACGGGAGAUGAUCAGAAAAUACCUGUGCUAUCCACAUUGACAAGUAAUGGAGUACUUGAAACCACUGAGGCAUAUGGUCUUCUCCCACUUCAUCAAUCUCAGUUCACACAAGGACCAAAGUACACUGAAUUGAGAGACUUAUCUAAAGAAUCUCUUGUCGAUCAACACGUUUGGGUUCGUGGACGUCUCCACAGAAGCAGAAUGAAAGGCAAACUAUGUUUCUUCAUUCUAAGACUCCAAGACUACAGGGUGCAAAAUGUACUUUCAGUUGGUGAAAAAACUCCGAAAGAGAUGUUGGCAUUCGUCUCCAGCAUUUCUAAAGAAUCAGUGAUUGAUGUUUAUGGAAAAGUUGUAAAAAGCCCAGUUCUUAUUGAAGGUUGCAAUCCAGGCACUAUUGAAAUUCAUUGCGAAAAGGUUUUUGUUGUGAGUUCUGCACUUGCAACGUUACCUCUGCAAAUCGAAGAUGCCAUGAGACCAGAAGAUGAUGAAACGACAUUAAGUCGAGUCAAUCAAGACACUCGUUUGGAUAACAGGUGCAUCGAUCUGCGUACUCCAGUCAAUCAAGCUAUUUAUCGAGUUGAAGCUGGUGUGGUACGCUUCUUCAUGGAGUAUCUUACAAAAGCUGGUUUUGUAAAUAUACAUACUCCCAAGAUGAUUUCAGCAGCUUCUGAAGGAGGUGCCAAUGUAUUCAAGGUGUCGUACUUUUCCGGAAGUGCCUAUCUCGCUCAGUCACCUCAGUUAUAUAAGCAAAUGGCUAUAGCUGCCGACUUUGAAAAAGUAUGUUUAUUUUUAUGGUUAUCAUGUCAAGUUUUAAAGGCAAAGUAG
Messenger RNA from Trichobilharzia szidati, 1190 nucleotides. The record is from the annotation of a GenBank genome assembly. NCBI's taxonomy places the organism in Eukaryota, Metazoa, Platyhelminthes, Trematoda, Strigeidida, Schistosomatidae.